Molecule: messenger RNA, 3861 nt
Organism: Hevea brasiliensis (rubber tree)
Lineage: Eukaryota; Viridiplantae; Streptophyta; Magnoliopsida; Malpighiales; Euphorbiaceae
Product: receptor protein-tyrosine kinase CEPR2
Exons: 3
Coding region: 711-3641 (976 amino acids)
Biological process (GO): protein phosphorylation
Molecular function (GO): ATP binding; receptor serine/threonine kinase binding; protein kinase activity
Source: RefSeq, a predicted model, not a curated record
AACUAUACAUUUCUAAUUCAUUUUCAUCAAAACAACCUGCUCUGUUCUUUACCCACUAAACGAUAUUACAAACUUCCAAUACAGACAAUACAAACACACCAAUUUCUCUCUUGCUCAGUUCACGUUUGUCUCUACUCUCUUCUUAUAUUUCUUCUCUCAGAUUCCCUCCAUUUCUCUCCCCCUUUCUUUCCAUUAAUGUAUCUCUGCUUGUUCUGGUUCUUGUUCCAAACACAGCUGUUUUGCCUUCUUGGGAAUCUUCGUCUUAUUGAUUGUUAUUCUCAGUUCCAAGUCCAACCACUUCAUUAAUUUUCCCUGGGAAUGAAUUCCAGCUCUUGUUUUGCUUCAUAAAACACAAAUUCUCUCUCUCUCUCUCUCUCGGAAACGAAAACCAGCUUUUCUUGUAUUACCCAUUUGCGUUAAUUUUCAUUCUUGAUUGAAUUUCUCGAGUAGUGCAAUCUCUCGGCCUCCAAGAAGCCUACUUUCUUCUUCUUCUUCUUCUCAGGAAACAGUACAAUGAAGCGACCAUCUUUUCAGUCAGCAGAUAUAAAAAGCUUCCGUUUCUCCAGGGAAUCCAGUUUUUAAUUGUCGUUUACCAGAACAAGAACCUGCAAUUUUCUAGUAGUCACGAGAUUUUCAUUUCUGGAUGCAACAAUGGCGACAAUUGAAGGAGCAAUUUAGCAAGCUCUUUGUUUUUCUUUUACUAUUUCCCAAUGGCCAAAAGCUGUUUUCUUUCCUUGCAAUUCAUUUCACUUCUUUUCUUCCUAUUCUUGUCAGCUUUCCCGCUUUCUUUUGGCUCGAAUGUUGAGACCCAGGCCUUGCUUGAAUUCAAAAGACAGCUGAAAGACCCUUUGAACGUUUUGGAUUCUUGGAAAGAAUUAGAUUUUCCAUGCAUGUUUUCUGGGAUUACCUGCGAUCUCACAUCUGGGAAAGUGACUGAAAUCUCACUUGACAACAAGUCUCUCUCUGGUGAGAUUUCACCAUCCAUUUCUGCCCUUGAGAGCUUGACUACCCUUUGGUUGCCUUCUAAUUCAUUCUCAGGGAAGCUUCCUCUUGAGCUUCUUAAUUGCAGCAAUCUUAGAGUAUUGAAUCUAACUGGAAAUGAAAUGGUGGGAGUCUUUCCUGAUCUUUCUUCGUUGAGAAACUUGGAGAUUCUUGAUUUGUCGUUGAACUACUUCUCCGGCAGAUUUCCGACAUGGGUAGGAAAUUUAACUGGGUUGAUUGCGCUUUCUAUGGGGCAAAAUGAAUAUGAUGAGGGUGAGAUCCCUGAGAAUAUUGGAAAUUUGAAGAACUUGACUUAUUUGUUUCUGGCUGAUAGCCAUUUGAGGGGAGAGAUUCCGGAGUCCAUUUUUGGACUAUGGAAGCUUGAAACGCUUGAUAUUUCGAGGAACAAGAUCUCAGGGAAAUUCUCAAAAUCAAUUUCCAAAUUGCAAAAGCUUACAAAGAUUGAGCUCUUUGUCAACAAUUUAACUGGGGAGAUCCCACCGGAGCUCGCAAACCUCACUCUCUUGCGGGAAUUUGAUAUAUCUUCAAAUCAGAUGUAUGGGAAACUGCCCGAGGGAAUUGGAAAUUUGAAGUAUCUGAAGGUAUUCCAGGCAUAUGAUAAUAAUUUCUCUGGAGAACUACCUGCUGGUUUUGGAGAGAUGCAGCAUCUUGAUGGAUUUUCAAUUUAUGGGAACAAUUUUUCUGGGGAUUUCCCGGCGAAUUUUGGCAGAUUCUCACCACUAAACAGUAUUGACAUAUCUGAGAAUCAAUUUUCAGGUAGUUUCCCGAAGUUUUUGUGUGAAAGCAGAAACUUACAGUACUUGCUGGCUUUGGGAAACAGUUUUUCUGGGGAGUUGCCAGAUUCUUACGCUGAGUGUAAAUCUUUAAUAAGGUUGAGGAUCAAUAAGAACAAGUUAUCUGGACAGAUUCCAGAUGGGGUUUGGGCUCUGCCACUUGCCAGCGUACUUGAUUUGAGUGAUAAUAAUUUCAGUGGACCAAUAUCCCCUAUAAUUGGGUUGUCUAACCGCUUGAAUCUGUUGAUUUUGCAGAACAACAGGUUUUCGGAUCAGCUUCCUUCUGAACUUGGCAAAUUGAGGAAUCUAGAGAAGCUUUCCUUGCAGAAUAAUAGCUUCUCAGGUGAAAUACCUUCUGAAAUUGGUGCUUUGAAGCAGUUAUCUUCCUUGCAUAUGGAAGAAAAUUCAUUAACAGGAUCCAUACCAUCGAAACUGACUGAUUGCACUAGACUGGUGAACUUAAAUCUUGCUUCGAAUUAUCUGAGUGGUCAAAUCCCACUAGCCUUUUCACUGAUGAGCUCUUUAAACUCUUUGAAUCUUUCACGAAACGAACUUACUGGUUUGAUUCCAGAAGAUUUAGAGAAACUGAAGCUUAGUUCCAUUGACUUAUCUGGAAACCAAUUAUCAGGAAGAAUUCCGUCAGUUCUUCUGACCAUGGGUGGUGAGAAAGCAUUUCUAGGGAACACGGAACUUUGCAUUGUUGAAAAUUCCAAGAACAUUAUAAAUUCGAAGAUUAAUGUUUGCCAGGGAAAGCAGAGUCAGGAACAAACAUUUGGAGAUAAGUUUGUCAUGUUCUCUAUCAUCAUAUCUGCCUUGGUUGUUGCUUUUGCUGGCUUACUGCUUGUUAGGUACAAGAACUUCUUCAAGCAAGGUCAAGUAGACAGAGAAAAUGAUUUGGAUCCAAACUGGAGACUUGCAUCUUUCGACCAGUUGGAUAUUAAAGCAGAUGAAAUAUGUAAUUUGGAAGAGGAAAAUUUGAUUGGAAAAGGUGGUACAGGGAAAGUAUACCGCCUGGAUUUGAAGAGAAGUGGUUGCACAGUGGCUGUAAAGCAACUAUGGAAAGGAGAUGUUCUCAAGCUUUCAGCAGCUGAAAUGGAGACUUUGGGGAAAAUCAGGCAUAGAAAUAUCCUGAAGCUUUAUGCUAGUUUACUCCAAGAAGGAUCAUGUUUUCUGGUGUUUGAGUACAUGGCUAAAGGUAAUCUGUUUAAUGCACUUCAUAGAAAGAUUAAAGAUGAAGAGCCUGAAUUGGAUUGGUAUCAGAGGCAUAAAAUAGCUUUGGGUACGGCUAAGGGAAUUGCAUAUCUGCAUCAUGAUUGCUCUCCACCAAUUAUUCAUAGAGACAUAAAAUCAAGCAACAUUUUACUCGAUGAAGAUUACGAGCCAAAAAUUGCUGAUUUUGGGGUUGCAAAGCUUGCAGAAAUGUCCUGGAAGGGUUGUGAUAUUAGCUCUCUUGCAGGCACUCAUGGAUAUAUUGCUCCUGAGAUGGCAUAUACUCUUAAAGUUACAGAAAAGAGUGAUGUGUAUAGUUUUGGCAUUGUGCUGCUAGAAUUAGUCACUGGUAGGAAACCUAUUGAUGAGGCAUAUGGAGAAGGGAAAGAUAUUGUCUACUGGGUUUGGAAGCAUGUCAAUAACAACGAAAAUGUCCUCAAGGUUCUUGACAGCAAGGUUACAUCUGAAUCUGUCCAAGAGGACAUGAUUAAAGUAUUGAAGAUUGCUAUCCUCUGCACCACUAAACUUCCAAACCUGCGACCUAACAUGAGAGAAGUGGUGAAGUUGCUAGUUGAUGCCGAUCCUUGCAUUUUCAAGUUUCGGGGCAGCAAUUCUGAAAUAAAAGGAGAAGCUAUUCCUCUGAAGUUAGUUUGUUAGUAGUAGUAGUAGUAGUUCAACUUUCAGGAUCCAAACUUUCUAAGCAAGUGUUAGCACAAAGUUUGGUGAUAUAUAAAUAUAAUUAAAUUGUGGUUACAAGCAUAAGCUGGUUUGCAAAAGGCUUUUUGUUGCAAUUUAAUCAGGUGCUUAGAGUCUUCAUCUUGUGAAUAUGUGAUGUUUUGCCCUAGAAUAAAUAAAUUUUAGCAAUCAUCUGCUCCAA